GGAACUAAUAGUUACUGAUCUCAGUGAGGCGCCGGAGUUGCUGGCGGACAGGUGACAGCUUCCGGUGGUGUGUGACAGCUUCCGGUGGUGUGUAGGUCACGAUGUUAGCUGUUCUCAGGUUUCAGAGGAUUAAAGCUCUUUUAUCUCAACAUGGAAACACAAGUUUAAGAAGUCUCACAACAUCCGGUCCUGCAGUCCAGCAGAGAGACGAGCUGCUGGUUCAGAUGGAGAACCCGUUCAAACAGCCUCAGAAAGGAUGUCUGCUCUGCAGCGUCACCGUGGACUUCAAGAACACUCAGCUGCUGUCUCAGUUCAUCUCCCCUCACUCAGGCAGGAUCUACGGUCGACACAUCACAGGUUUGUGUGGAAGGAAACAAAAGGAAGUCUCUAAAGCCAUAAAGAAAGCUCACUCCAUGGGUUUCAUGUCGGUGACCCACAAACAUCCAGAGUUCAUGAAGGAUCCCAACAUCUGUGGUAUCAAACAUCUGGAUUAGUGUUUAUUAAAGCUGUGUGACUGUUUGUAAAGUUGAUAUUAAUAAAAGAAAAGUUGUGUCUCUGUA
Sebastes umbrosus (honeycomb rockfish) is the source of this 560-nucleotide messenger RNA. RefSeq names its product mitochondrial ribosomal protein S18C (gene mrps18c). The transcript is spliced from 6 exons. The record is from RefSeq and is a predicted model, not a curated record. Gene Ontology annotation, cellular component: ribosome; mitochondrial small ribosomal subunit. Lineage: Eukaryota; Metazoa; Chordata; Actinopteri; Perciformes; Sebastidae. The coding region runs from base 102 to 494 and encodes 130 amino acids. Gene Ontology annotation, biological process: mitochondrial translation. Gene Ontology annotation, molecular function: structural constituent of ribosome; small ribosomal subunit rRNA binding.